AUGGCAGACUGCUCCCUCUGUUUGCGCUUGGUUUGGGCAUUUUUGUCUGUUACAGUAGCAGUUAUCAGUACACUUAGCUAUUGCUACCUAAUGUGGUUGGAAGGAGAAGCAAAACUAGACGGUGUUGAUUCUACGAGCACCGAUCUGAAGGGUUUCGUUUCUAGCAACAAGUCGGUCAAGUUUUCUUUCUCUACUUUCCGUCGGUGUAAUCACUGGACUAUGUAUGAAAAUGGCGUCGAACACCGGUACAAAAUCAGUGAAAAUUGUAGAGGAUACAUGGCGUUUCGUGGAGACAACGGAAUUCCUUCUGGUGCGUGGAGAACGUGUACAAUCGUAGGUGGUAUUGGAUGGAGCUUGCUGGAUUUAGUGGCGCCAUUAGCGGUGGGCGCUAUCUUUGUUGCUCUAACCAAAGUGUGGGCUGUUAUCUGUGGAUUUAUGCAAGCGAUAGCAGGUGUGUUGCUCAUUGUGACUGUUUUCGUUUAUCCUCUUGGCCUGGAUGCUGAUAUUGUUAGAAAGGAAGCUUGUGGUUUGGAUGCCAGUCAAUACAAUUUGGGAGAAUGCACAUUUACUUGGGGAUUCUGGCUUACUGGCUGUUCAGGAAUUCUUUCCUUGGUACUAGCUGGCCUUUGUUUAAAAGCAAGUGCUACGAAGGCUGAAUAUCAUCUUGAUCAUGAAGAUUAUCGUAAAGAAAAAGAUAAUGUGCAACCAUAGCAUUAUAGUGUGUGUGUGUGUGUGUGUGUGUGUGUGUGUGUGUGUGUGUGUGUGCGUGCAGCUGCAUGGUAGAGAGGUAAACUUGAACUGUACUGUAGACUUUUAUCGAAUUGUGUACGCUGCAUGAAAGUAUGAGAUCUAGUUGAGGGACAUGUAUAUACGUUACAACCUUAGUCAUCGUCAUUAGCAGUAUAGAGUCUACCAGUGUUCUAACCUAAUUUGAUUGUAGCUCAAGAUUG
Messenger RNA from Corticium candelabrum, 950 nucleotides. RefSeq names its product LHFPL tetraspan subfamily member 6 protein-like. Gene Ontology annotation, cellular component: membrane. The record is from RefSeq and is a predicted model, not a curated record. The transcript has 2 exons. Lineage: Eukaryota; Metazoa; Porifera; Homoscleromorpha; Homosclerophorida; Plakinidae. The coding region runs from base 1 to 711 and encodes 236 amino acids.